UACAGCUUUUGCAAAAUAUAAACAAACAAACAGAAAAUCAUUUACUUGUUUAGGUGUAAAGGUGCCUUACAAAAUAAGAUAAGCAUAUUAUCAUAUCAGAGUAUAUUUACGUGGUUACGUCUAUUAUACUUUACUUAUCAGUUAGAAUUUAAUACGAGUGAACUUACACAAAGUUACGCUGUUUCACAAAAUGUCCAAGCAAGUGGUGUCGGAUAUGUUAAAAAUAUUCUCAGCUAGUAUAACAGCGGUACUUCCAGAGAAUCUCAUAAGGAAAUUUGUAAAAUACAAUCCUUCGAAUCAAGUGUUAACUGUAAACGGAGAAAAUAUCAACUUACGUAAUAAAAAUGUGCACUUAAUCGGGAGUGGGAAAGCCGUGCAGAACAUGGCAAAAGAAGUGGAACAUAUUUUGGAUUCGAAAAUAAAACAUGGAAUUAUCAGCAUUCCUGUGGGCAGUUUAAAUCAUAAACCAGUAAAUACGAAUGUAUUUUAUCGAGAAGGAGCACUAAAUAAUCUCCCUGAUGGAAAUGCUUUAGAAACUGCUGAAAAAAUCCGUGAACAUGUUACCAACCUUGGAAGUAACGAUUUACUUUUGCUUUUAUUAUCAGGUGGUGGUUCUGCCCUCUUACCAUUGCCUAAACCUCCUAUUACAUUGGCAGAAAAAACUGCACUAAUAAAGAAAUUAGCAAAUGCUGGUGCAGAUAUAAAGGAACUCAAUACUGUAAGAAAGAAGAUAUCAGACCUGAAAGGAGGUCAGUUGAGUAUAAAGGCUCAACCUGCUCAAGUAGUGUCUUUAAUACUCUCAGAUGUUGUUGGAGAUCCAGUAGACCUGAUAGCCAGUGGCCCUACAACAGAAAAUGAAGAUGACCCAUCUGCAGCUUUAAAUAUAAUUAAGAAAUACAAACUGAUAGAUCAAAUACCAGAAUCAAUCAAAACAGUACUCAGUGAUAAUAACAAUAGAGAACAAUUUCCAAGAGAUAAUGUAAAGAACUAUGUAAUAGGAUCAAAUAAAAUAAGCAUAGCUGCAGCAUUGGAAGAAGCUAAACAAAUGAAUUACGAACCUAUUCCACUGUCUAAUGCAGUUAUUGGAGAUGUAAAAGAAGUUGCUUCUGAGUAUACCAAAUUGACACAAGUUUUUUGUAAAUAUUUAAGUGGAAAAUUGAGUUUAGAUGCCUUGAAAGCUGAAGUUUUAUCUUGUAAUAUACCAGGGAUUUCCAGAGAUGGCCUAGAAAAUAUUAUUCAAACGGACAAAGAUGUGUGUUUAAUACUUGGUGGAGAAAUAACAGUCAAUGUGAAGGGCUUAGGAAAAGGAGGCAGAAAUCAGCAAUUAGCCUUAGAAUUUUCUGAUUUACUACACAAUGCUAAGAAUGAUUUUGAAAAUUUUGAUAUUUUCUUUCUGAGUGCUGGAACUGAUGGCAUUGAUGGUCCAACAGAUGCUGCUGGGGCCAUUGGCUACCUAGAUUUAAUAGCUGAUGCCAAGCAAGAAAAUAUAGACCCAUACAAGUAUUUAUUACACAAUGAUAGCUACAAUUUCUAUAAACAAUUUAAAAAUGGAACUUAUCAUGUCAUUACUGGCCACACAAAUACCAAUGUUAUGGAUAUACAUUUAAUAGUUAUAAGAAGAAAGAAAUGAAAAUAUUUUUUAUAGUUGUUGAUAAUUUUAUUACAAAGAUGGUUUUAAAAACAA
This is a messenger RNA of Helicoverpa armigera (cotton bollworm), 1684 nucleotides long. Its product is annotated as glycerate kinase. Gene Ontology annotation, biological process: protein phosphorylation. The record is from RefSeq and is a predicted model, not a curated record. The transcript has a single exon. NCBI's taxonomy places the organism in Eukaryota, Metazoa, Arthropoda, Insecta, Lepidoptera, Noctuidae. Gene Ontology annotation, molecular function: glycerate kinase activity. The coding region runs from base 191 to 1630 and encodes 479 amino acids. Gene Ontology annotation, cellular component: cytoplasm.